AUGACAAGCGGUGCAAACUCUUCAGGAUCUCAUUUGACCUUAAACAUAAAAAACUCUAAAAUAGAUGACAACUACUUGAAGGAAUUGAAUGAGGACUUAAAGCUAAGGAAGCAAGAACUUCUAGAGAUGCUAAAACCUCUAGAAAAUAAGAACAACCUCUUAUGCCAGAAGUUAAUGUCUAACAUGGACGAAAAACAAAAAAGUCUGCAGAUCAUGAGGCAGAUCAUGGCAGGGAAGGGGUAUGAUGAAUCCUCAGUUAUGGAGCUCAUUAAGGAAGCAGAGGCGAUGAAACAGAAUCUGGAAAGGAAAAACACGAUGCUUCGGAAGGAAAUGGAGAUGCUAUGGAACAAGACAUUCAAGUCAGAAGAAUUCAGCGAUCUACCAAAAGCAUCAGAGAUAAAAAAUAAGGCAGAAUUUCAGGAUGGAAAGGCUCCCAAAUCCCCCUCAUCACCUAGGAAGACCAAGAAUGAACUGGAGACAUCAUUUGCAGAGAAAGUGAAGGAGAUGAGGAAGGAAAAGGAACAGAGGACAAUGGAAUGGAUCAAGUGUCAGGAACAAACCAAGAUCUUUCAGAACAACUUUCAUGGCAAAGUGAUUGAACUGAGAAUUGAAGCUUUGAAGAACUACCAUAAGGCCAAUGACCUGAAAUUAUCACUGUACCUACAGAAUUUUGAGCCAAAGCAAGAACUUUCAAAUCCUUGUGCAUUCCCAGGUACUGUGAGCACUAUAACUAAGGACAGACCAACUACCAGCAGAAACAAGCCCAAUGUGAAAAUUCUGGGAUCAAAGGUCUGCACAGAACAACAAGGAUCUAAAGGAAGUCAGUUUGAUGAGGCAGGACAGAGGCUCUUUUGUCUGAGGUCAUUGCCAGAUGAAGCACUGAAGGAUUAGAAGGGUUUCACUCCAUUUGCUUUGGACAGAUUUAAAGAGUAGCCGCAGUCAUUUGUGUUAAUUAAAAUCUCCUAAACCUUU
Nycticebus coucang (slow loris) is the source of this 972-nucleotide messenger RNA. RefSeq names its product coiled-coil domain containing 196 (gene CCDC196). The transcript has 10 exons. The record is from RefSeq and is a predicted model, not a curated record. NCBI's taxonomy places the organism in Eukaryota, Metazoa, Chordata, Mammalia, Primates, Lorisidae. Bases 1 to 891 code for a protein of 296 amino acids.